This is a messenger RNA of Branchiostoma floridae (Florida lancelet), 3121 nucleotides long. Its product is annotated as gamma-aminobutyric acid type B receptor subunit 2-like. Gene Ontology annotation, biological process: gamma-aminobutyric acid signaling pathway; G protein-coupled receptor signaling pathway. Gene Ontology annotation, cellular component: G protein-coupled receptor heterodimeric complex; membrane. Lineage: Eukaryota; Metazoa; Chordata; Leptocardii; Amphioxiformes; Branchiostomatidae. Gene Ontology annotation, molecular function: G protein-coupled GABA receptor activity. The transcript has 18 exons. Bases 328 to 2874 code for a protein of 848 amino acids. The record is from RefSeq and is a predicted model, not a curated record.
CCCACAAAAUUAACCGACGAGUGGGUUGCAGAGGUAGCACCUGCAUGAUUACCGCAUAGUCAAGAUUCCUCAAUCGUCGCAAUUAGGUAAAGAGGUGUACGACAAGUGGUUGGGAAGGCCAGCCCACUCAUUAGAAAAUGUCAUCAACUGAGAAUCACGCAAAACAGCUGGAGGACGCUGCCUUCAUGCAUGUGCCUCUCGGGAAGGGGUUACCGUCUUGUGACGACUGUUCUGUUUAUAUGACAGAGAACAUCGCCGUGGUCCAUCUGUGCUUGUCUGCUGACAUUGCUGCCUGAGCGAGUAGAAGAGCGGGUGCAGACUUUCGCCAUGAGGUGGUUCUUAUCUCUUCUCCUUGGUCUCGAGCUGUUCACGGGAACAAGAUCCGAGGGCAGGGCGAAGGAUCUGUUCCUGUACGGGAUGUUCGACCAGGGAAACUCCCCGGUCACCGCCCGGAAGGACCCGGCCUACCAGGGACUGCUCCCUGCUUGUGAAAUGGCGAUAGAGCAAAUAAACAACCGUUCGGACAUCUUGCCCGGCUACAAUCUCAAGAUCCCAGAUGACAUGAUCAUGGGUGGUCGUGCCGUUGCCGUGUACCACCUCAUCAUGAAGCUGUUCCAUGAGCCCACGAUGAUCAUGAUUCUGGGCCCGGGUGGCGCGGUGGUGGACCUCAUCGCGGAGACUGCGCCUAUCUUCAACCUUAUCCAGCUCACGUUCUCGACGUACUCGCCGGCUCUGUCGGACAGGCAGACUUACCCUUUCCUGUUCAAAACUAUCCAGACUGACAAUGUGCACAACCCGGCCAGAAUCGCGCUGCUGCAGCAUUUCGGCUGGGACAAGGUUGCCACCAUUCAGGACACCGAUGAUCGAUUUACAACGAUAGCGUCCAAUUUGAAUGAGUUGCUGGGAGAGGCGAACAUCACCGUCCAAUCUUCGGGAGGUUUCGGCAAAGAUGUGACAUCACAACUCAGCCAGCUGGAGAACCUCAAGGCUGUAGACGCUAGGAUCGUGAUUGCCCUGAUGGCCCCACACCAGUGCCGGAAGCUACUCUGCUGGGCUUAUAAUAACGGGAUGUAUGGUUCUCGGUACCUGUGGAUAUUCAAUGGUGCCCUAAGGGAGAACUGGUGGAAGCCACGGAAGUCUGACACCCUGGACUGUACAGCAGAGGAGAUAGACCAGGUCAUGGAGUACAGCAUAUCCACAGAGCCGUCAUUCUUCGCAGAUGAGGGCGAACAGGGCAUAGCCGGAUAUUCGUCUCCAAACGACUACUGGGAAGCACACGUGGACUACGCCAGGUUGAAGUACGGCGCGCCGGAAGCCAAAUCCACAGUCUAUGUACCCCUGGCGUUUGAUGCUGUUUACGCCGCGGCGCUGGCUCUGAACGCGUCAGCCGCUGAGCUUCCGGCCGGGAGGGGGCUGGAGGACUGGUCCUACGAAGACAGCAGCAUGAGGAGCGUGUUCUUUCGCAACAUGGAGAAGACGAACUUCUUGGGAGUGUCGGGUCCGGUCCGCUUUGACAAAACUGGUGACCGCUUGGGCCGUAUCAUCAUUAAGCAGAUCCAAGACGGCAAAGCUGUAGAGGUUGGAAAGUUUCACGCUUACGAGAAGAAGAUAAUAUGGAGCGACACAACCCCUCCCAAGUGGAAAGGUGGCCAGCCCCCUGUAGACGAGGUACGGAAGAUUACCCGUGAGAUCCGCGUGUCAGACGGCCUGUUGUACACCAUGGUCAGCCUGGCAGGCCUGGGGAUGAUCUUCUGCCUGCUGUUCUUGGCCUUCAACUUCAAAUUUAGGGAAAAAAGAGUGAUCAAGAUGUCCUCCCCGCGCCUGAACAAUGCGCUCAUCCUGGGGUGCAUAUUUGCAUACCUCGCCAUCAUCCUGUUCGGACUCACAGAGAAUGUGGCAGAGUCCAAUCAAGCGUUCUACAUGUGUAAGGCUCGGGUGUGGAUCAUGGUGGUGGGGUUUACUCUGGCGUUUGGCAGCAUGUUCAGCAAAACAUGGCGUGUCUACGCUCUCUUCCGACACACCAAGGUGGAGAAAAAGGUGAUCAAAGACUUCCACCUGUUCGCGAUGGUCGGGAGUUUCCUGCUGAUGGACGUGGUUUUCCUGAUGCUGUGGGAGGUUCUGGACCCCAUCACCAUGCAGCGAGAGAAAUUUCCAGAAGAGGAGGAUCCCAACCGCAACGACGUCCUAUACCUCCCGGAGCUAAGGCGAUGUACCUCCGACUACCUGAUGUACUGGCUCGGAAUCAUCUACGCAUCAAAAGGAAUCCUGAUCUUGUUCGGCAUCUUCCUGGCCUGGGAGACGCGGAAGGUCCAGAUCCCCGAGCUGAACGACUCCAAGCAGAUCGGCCUGUGCGUGUACAACGUGAUGAUCAUGUCAGCUGUCGGGGUUCCCAUCAUCAACCUGCUGGACUCCCAGCAGCUGGACAUCAGCUUCGCCGUGCUGUCAGUCUGCAUCAUUGUCUGUACCUCUACCACUCUGGCGCUGGUCUUCGUCCCAAAGAUUUGGCAAGGUCUGAGACAUGGCUUCGAGAUUCAGAGAUCGGGCAAGUUUCUGACGAGAAAGGGGAGUUCCGGGACUGUCACCAACGGCUGUGAUGAUCACAUCAGCUGCAAGAAGGAGAUCAUCUUGCUCAAAAACCAGAUCAACGUUCUCAACAAAGAAAUCAUGGAGAUCAGGAAAAGAAAAGGAAGCAAGGGGGACAGAAACGGCCCGUCGCUGAGUCAGGCUAUCGUGAUCUCCGCAGACAGACUGUCCGUGAACGGUUCAACCUCAACCUCAAACACCAAGUCUACAGCAGGGAGUACCAAAUCACUCCCAUUGAAGGACAUGAACAAUGACAUAGAAAUGCAGGUCAUCAAAGAAACGUCGGCCUAAUCUGGCUGAUUAUACGCAUUUUGGAGUCGAGUCCCGAUGCGACGCUAUGUGGGCGUUCAAAGUCACUCCGUGGCCGCGAGCGUAAACAGAACGCUCCUGAUGAUGACGCCAAUCCGACUCCAAAAUCAAUUACGCUUGGAAAAAAAAUCGAUUUGAAUAUUUGUAACAAUUAUCAUAAAUGCAUUUUCAAUUUGCACAAGAUGCUAUGUAUUUAAUGUUAUUUUUAACGAGUGACGAGUUACUAAAA